AUGGGUAAAUUGGCGCUUCGAUCCGCUGUUUUUCUUCGAAGAACCACGUCGACCCACGGUUCCUUAGCGCCCACAACUGCGAAGUCGUCAGGCAUUCAGAAAAGAAAAGACGACGAAAUGCUUGAAACCAUCGACAUUGAAGAUUUACCGCGCCCUCAACGGCGCUUCGCCAAGCAGUUCGAGAAAGUCAACGAGGAACGCGUCAAGGAGAUUUUCGCCAAGAAUUAUAAAAAUCACAUCGCCCUCGCCGUUUUACUCUCUUUUGUUGUUGGCAUCUAUUAUUAUACCAUUUACGCAGUGAAGCAGGAGACGUUCCUCGAAGAAAUCGAUCGUGAAAUGGCUCAAGAAAAACCGAGAACACAUGGUCACUUUGCUAGUUCUGACAAAUGAUUUAUAUUCUUCAUAUUUAUCAUUAUAAAUAUCUCUUAGGAUUUUUUGGCUUAAUAGAAACUCAGCUUCUACUUUGAAUUUUUGAAGUUUAACCUUUUUUAUUCUGCCGUCACGAAAUAAUUAUUGAAAAGCAGUGUCUGGGCUAAAUUUUCAAGGAUUUUUUUUUCAAUCUCUAUCACUGGUCGUCGUUGUUCACUGUUACGUUGUUUUCUCGAUAUCUUUCUGAUUUGUUUCUUUCAUAAACCGCAAAUUAAUAAAAAAAAACUUUAGAAAUGAAUACGGAAGAAGCGAUAGUACCCGACGAAGAAGAAUCUUUGAAGGAACACUUGAAGGCACAGAGAGACGAAAUCCAAAGACAGUUGGGCUGCGAAAAGCUGCUAUUAGAGGAAGAAGCGCCGCUUCGCGGAGAUGUCCCGGAUCCGCAGGCCGAAAACGGCGAUGAGACGCCCACUGCACAGGUAGUAUCACGAUACGCUUUCAAAAUAAAGAUUAUGAAAUUUCAAAUUUUUGCCAGAUACUCGUUUUAAGCUUCGUUCUUUUAAAUUUUCUAUUUGAAGAAGAAGUUUAUUAUUUUUGUCAAAGUCAAUUUUGGUAAGAUCUGGAACUCUGAGAAGUUUUUGGGGUAUUCGAAAAUAAGGGGCAAUUAAUUCUUCGGGUUCAAAAAACUUCUUCUUUUUUUCUCAUGGUCAACAUGUCUGCGCGAUAUCACCAAUGAUAAGAGUUGAUAAUAGUUGUCCCAUUGACAGUUUACUUAUCAGCACUUCUCUCUGUAACGCAUUUGCACUAUGCUGAAACCAGAUCUCCAGAAAAAAUAUCCUGCUCCGAAACUCAGAAAUGCAAGUGCUUUCAGAAAUUGUUUUUCGAGGCGAAAUUUUUGUGUUUUUUUGUUUUCUUUUGAUUCAUUGUGUUUUGGGAAUCUAUCCAAAUGUUCAGCUGAUAAUGUGUAUGAUGAAAGUUUUUUAGCCAUAUGAUUUUUUUUUUCGAAGUAAGUUCAAAUCUGUGUUCGAAAAAAUUAAAAUGUAAACGUAAAGUUCUGACUUCAGUGGGGUUUCAAAGAGCUGUACGCCUAGUGCCCGCUCGUAAAAACGAGUAUCUAAAGUUACCUCGGACGAUGAUAACAUAAAAUUGCCUUAUUUUCAGUUUUUACACUCGGUUUGAGUGUCUUUGUGGAAUAAACGAGUAGGUCUAAAAUUUUAAAGUGUCUAGAGAUGACUAUUCAGCAAGGUUAUGCGUCAAAAAAGCAGAUAUUUACUAUCCAUGUCACACUUUUUUUUACUUCUUGGGUUUCGUCAGGAGUUAUUUGAAGGUUUUUGGCAACAUAGAAAAUCAAAAACUGAUUUAAAAAAUCUAAAAAAAAUCUUGCAAUUAUUUUGUGAAAAAAUUGACCGAGAGGAACAAAAAAAACCUCGAAAGUUUUCACUACAGUGUGGUUUUUUUAGAAUCAAGGUUUUUCAGGUGCCGACGAGCGGUGAGAACGGCCUUUUGACGCAAGAGACGAAGCCCGCGAGGCCGUUUAUUCUUCCAGACAGCGCCGUCGUCAAUGCUUCCGACGGCCUAAACAUCCCUCCAGGGGCCACUCCGAUCUCAGUCGCCUCACCGAGAUCCGCCGUCAGUCCGCUACCCAAACAGCCGCCCUCGACGCCGAUACCUCCUGUUCGAAAUAGAAAAAGAAAAGUUGGUUUUUUACUGUUUGUAUCAAGGUAUAGUCUUCACCUGAAUUGAAGCAUCCAAAUAAAAGAAAUCUGUCUGCGCAAAAGUUCCCUGGUAAGGCAUUUGAAGGCGUAAACGUUUUUUUUCUACCUAAAAAGAAACUGAAAGCAGUUUGAAUCGUCUGUUGCGAAAUAAAUCCUUGCUAGCGCCUGGAAUGCUUUGAUUGUUGAGCGACGGAAUACAAAAAAAAAGCGAAAGGCGAAAGUUCAAAUGCAAACAAGAUGCGUCAUUGCGGCAUUGUUUCGCAUGUGGCGAUUCCAUGUCGCGGCCUCGUCUCCGACAAAAACUUCCUCGCAAGGAGAGCCGAUCUCAGAGCUUGCCUCACGGGCAACACAGAGUCUCCGAGUCGAAUUUGUCCAUUGAGAAAGGCUCCAUUGAGUUACAAGAAGCUAUUUGCUUGAAACUCUUUGAAAGUCGAAGUUUUGAAAAUGCGAAACGCCAGGUAGUUUUCCUGCACAUUUCUACAGUUUUUUAAAUUUUUUGAAACACCGUUUCGAAUUUUCAGGUGACCGAAUUGAAAUGCUCUGAAGUCCGAUGGUUCUACCAAGAGCCCAAGGGAUCUUCUUGGAUUCCUUUCAACGGUUCAUUUUUUUCAUUUCUUUUCCGUGAAUAAUAUUGGAUUUAGGGAGAGAUUCGCUGCUUUUGGAAUUGAAGUUUCGGAAGGAGAAAAAUAUCGAGCUUGAUGAUCAAAUGAAAGCUAUUGAGGCUGAAAUGCCCCCGAUCGAAGUUUCGGAUGGAGAGAGCGAAGAAAAGCCGAUGGUCGUCGUUCAAAAUGGACAAUAUCGGUAAAACAAAAAAAAACAUAUCUCUCUCUCUCUCUCUCUGUGAUAAAGCGGUUCUCCUUAAACUAAAAAUCGAAUUUUCAUUUUGUAGUUUCUAUGGCGCUUUUGUUCUUUCGGUAAUAAGUUUUUUUCAAACUGCUGAAAUUCAGAUAUGAAUUUUCAGCGGUUUUGUUAAAGCUAUCACUCUCGAAACUUUCGCAUUAGUUCGAUAACUGAUUUCAUUGCUAAUUGUUGAAAAAAACUUUUCGAGGCUAGGAAAAUCGUUCUCAUCGAAUAAUUGAGUUCCACAUGAUGCUGCCGAAAAGAAAAAAAUAAAUGAGCUUCAGAGUUGACGACGAAAACAUGAAGAUCAUCCCAAUCUAUUGGAAAGAUGACACGAAGGAAAUUCGCCGUGGAACUUGGUUUUCUCAUGUAUGUUGCCGUCUCUUUUUUAUCGUCUAAGUUCCUCGGUUUUAGGAUUAUCAACCCAUCGAAAUGCAACUGAGCGACCAAAUCGAACGCAACCACUUGCAGUAUUUCCGGGGACAAACCAUCCCCGAAGGAACGACUGUUUUCUCCAAGGCGGAGAACAGCAACAAACCAGGUGCACAUGGGUUCUCUUAGAAUUUGACUCUCAAUUUUUCUUUUCAAAACACCUUAUAGAACGUGUGAAUAUAUUUCAGUUCUUGCUGAGCUUCAUACCGAAACUUAUGACGUCCGGUGGAGCUCCGUCAUUGACAUUAGCUUGCACCAAAGAAGUAGUAACAUUUUGAGGUGACUGGAAAUGUUUUCUACUCUCAACAAAACAGUCAUUAACAGAUACUUGUGGGCCAAAUCGCAUUCUUUGCGGCGAGGCUAUGAAAAAGAAGCGGAAUGGACUGAUUCUUCGGCUGAGGUAUGAGUUUUCAUUUUAUUCUUUCGAAGGAAUGUUUUGAAGAUUUCUCACCUGAUCUUGGUUGUUCAUGGUAUUGGACAGAAAGGCUACGAGAACCUGAUUGCACAAAACGCGAACCAGUUAGCCAACAUGUUGAGAAGUGCCUUCAAAAUGGCUUUCUAGGGUUCGCGAUGGAGUGGUGUCUGCUAUGGAAAAGUGUUAUCCGGAUGAAAAAUCGAGGCCCAUGUUUCUUCCUGUCGAGUGGCGCGCCUCUUUAGUAUUGGGUUCGUUUUUCGCACUUUCUGACGACAAAUUUCUUCCAUUUUUCCGUGCCUAAAAAAAUUUCGACUCUUUUUCUUUUUUAUAUUCCAAAUAACGUUUAGAUAUGAGAAACCAAGAUGUAAUUUAUACAAGAAUAAUAAAAAAUUUUGUAAAUUCUUCAUCCUAUUUACCUCAGUUUAUUUCUUCUUUUUUUUUCUGCUCAUGGAUCUUGGAAAUUUUUUCCGAGCUUGCAUUUGAACGGGAAGCUGUUAUUCAUUCAAAAAAACGAGAUUUUAAUUAAUAGAAGGUUUUUUGAAAAGCGCUAAAAGGAAAGCUGCUCUUGUCUAUUUUUUUUUUGAGAUCAUCAAAAAACUGUUCAAUUUUGCAGACAAUGGAGUCACGGAUCUUCUAACGAUUCCGAAGAUGAGCUCGAUGCGAGCCUCAUUGAACAGUACGGCAAUGGACGUCAUGUAUUACCAGAGUCCGCUUUUCAGAACGGAGGUCUGGAAAUUUUCGACUUUUCAUAUUCUCAAUCGAUUUUUUUCUUAGAUCGUCCGAGGGGUGGUAACCCAGAUGAACCGUGUUUACAAGCUAUUCAAAGCCAACAAUCCGGAUUUCAAAGGACAUGUCUCGAUUUUCGGCCAUUCACUCGGUUCUGUCAUUUGCUACGACAUCUUGACAAAGUUUUCGCCAUUGGUCCUCUACGAUAAAUAUGUGACGAAAUCUGUUGUCAGUUUGGAUUCCAAUGGUCUUCUGUUCAUCUUUUCAUCUUUCAGGAUGAAUUCCUCGACGGCGUCAAGGAUGAUCCUUCUUGCCAGAAAGCACGAGAAGCUAUGGAAACUUUGAAGGAAGCCCGUCAAGCGUAGGUUUUGCAGAAUUUCGGUAGAGACCGCAAAUCAGUUUUCUGAUCUCAUACAAUUGCUUCACUUUUCGUUAUCAUCUUAUUUUUAAACGUUUAGUUUAAAGGAUUAGGUAGCAAAGCGAAAAAAAAAACUUUGAACUUUAAUUUUUGUUUCCACACCGUCACAACUUUUCAGAACUAAACAUUUCAAAGAAACUUUUAUUUGUUUUACUGGAACUUCCGAGCGCUAUUUGCAUCACGUUUUAAGUUUUAAAAAUAUUAUAUGCGUUACCACGGCACGUUCAUUAAGGCCUCUAUGGUCUCUAAAGCGAGUUUUUAAUUUACCAAUCACCGGAAUCAGAUCCCUUGCUAUUUUUUAUGUCUCUAGCUAGUAGUGAACUUUGCACUUUUCAUUGAGAGUUUGCUCAAAGUUCUUGUUUUUAGAGUUAUCGACAACCUGGAAGGUGGUAUGGAGAAGCUGCUGGUUACGAAAGAAGAACAGUUAGAUUUCAAGGUGAAAUCGCGUUUCAACCAGAAAUCAGGCUACUAAACAAGUAAAUUGUAGGUGAAGUACUUAUUUGCUGUUGGAAGCCCUCUUGCCGUCUUCCUGGUCAUGCGAAAUGCGAAUUCCUCCAACUUGAUGCCGUCCACGACGAACGUUUGAUGGAUUUUCAACGGAAAAUGAAAAAAUGUUCCUAUUUCUUAGGUUGAUCGCAUCUUCAACAUCUUCCAUCCUUACGACCCAGUCGCUUAUCGCUUGGAGCCAUUUUUUGCCCCCGAAUACCGACAUAUUCGACCGCUGAAGCUAUUUUCUUCUACUGACUUGCGAGGUGCCCCCUAAAUUUAUAAAGUAGAUCACACUUUCACUCUCAGGAAGGGCUUCCUAUGACUCUUUACCCCUGGAAGUUUACAAGCAGUACAUGAAAAAACUGAAGAACCAGAACAAAAAGAAAAAGGGCGAUAGUGGUGGCGACAAAUCGGUUGGUUUUUUGCGAUUUGUUCGAUUCAUAUUUCAUCCGGAUGCAGGUUGAUGCGAGAAGUGGAGGCGAUGACGAAAUCGACGAGGAGGACGAGUGUGAUUCUGACGACGAUGCUCGCUCUGGAUGUUCGAUUUCUCUUCUUUUGAAUAUACUUUACACCUGGUUAAACGCAUUUACCGCAUUUAACUUUUACCCAGAAUUGAGAAAAGGCCAAACAUUGCAAGUUAAUUUUGAAAAUUGUCACAACCCUGUGGGAGAGACUCUUAUAGAAUUUUAUCUUUAGAGGGACACUUAUUUUUGACUUCUGUAGAGCAAGUUAGAGACAUUUACAAUUUUUUGGAUAAAUUACGGUAAAAGCAUUUACUGCUUUCCUGCAUACGGCAUCAGAUGUAGAACGUUGCGAUUGGUACGUAUUCAAAUCUUUCAGGCAGCUCGCCACGAUCUUCGUCGCCGCCACCUGGCGAAAAUGGCAAAGAUGCGAAGGAAGCGAAAGCCAAAAAAGGCUGGUUUUCGUUUGGAUCGACGGCCUCGAAGAAGGCCGCCGCCACUGUUCCAGAGGCCGUCGUCGAGGUCGCUAAAGAAGCCGAAGUAAGAAACAACAAUAAGGAGAAAAUUAAAUUUCGAAAAUUUGUUACAGCAAGAACUGCCUCUGCCUGAAAGAAUUCUGGGCGGUGCGACGAGAGUUCCUCACCGCAUCGAUGUGCAAUUACAAGUGAUUUUUUUCGUUUGACUUCUUGUCAGAAUAGCUCGGAGAAUCAUCAAAAUGCUGGCUUUGAAUACAUUUAUUCUUCGUGACAUUUGGUUCGAAAUUCGAAGUUCAAAUUCCUUUUACGUAAUUUUGAACCCGUAGCCAUAUUAUUCAAUCUUCUCAUCGAUUCUUUGCAGCCGGCACUGACUGACAAAAGCUACUGGUCGGUGUUCAAGAGCCACUUUGCCUACUGGACAAACCCGGACCUCGCAUUGUUCAUCGCCAAUGUCCUUUACUGCAAACCCAUGAAGCCGGAGGAGGCAAAGUCUUCAUGGGCUUGA
Molecule: messenger RNA, 6846 nt
Organism: Caenorhabditis auriculariae
Lineage: Eukaryota; Metazoa; Nematoda; Chromadorea; Rhabditida; Rhabditidae
Source: the annotation of a GenBank genome assembly